Messenger RNA from Dipodomys spectabilis (banner-tailed kangaroo rat), 825 nucleotides. RefSeq names its product beta-lactoglobulin-1A/1C. NCBI's taxonomy places the organism in Eukaryota, Metazoa, Chordata, Mammalia, Rodentia, Heteromyidae. Gene Ontology annotation, molecular function: small molecule binding. The transcript has 6 exons. The record is from RefSeq and is a predicted model, not a curated record. Bases 1 to 825 code for a protein of 274 amino acids.
AUGCAGACUCAUGUGGACAGCAGGGCUGGUCAGCAGCUGCUGAGGACAAGGAGCCACUGGAAGACGUCCCUCAGACCAGCUGCUGGCCAGGACCCUGGUGCCGUGAUGCUGCGGGGCGCGUGGCUGCUAGUGCUGAGCCUGGGUCUGGGCCUGGCCAGGGCACAGGAGACUCUGGAAGAUGUGCCAGCGCAGCCGGGCUUUGAUGCACACAAGGUGGAGGGACGCUGGCUCACCGUCCAGCUGGCCAGCAGCCGCACAGACCUGAUGCUGCCCACCGAUCCUCUGAAGCUGUCCCUCGACUCCAUUCGAGCCAGUGAGAAUGGGGACGUGGAAUUCCUGUUGUUCUGGAAAGGAAAGGGGCUGUGCACAGGACUAACCACCACUGUGCGCCCGACGGGGCGGCCGGGCCAGUACCGCGGCACUGUGCCGGGAGGCAGCCUGCACGUCUCCUUCGUCAGCACCGACUACGAGUACCUCAUCCUUUACGCGCGUUUGGAGGACGGUGAGGCCACCAGCCUGUGGGCGCUGCUGGCAAGGACCCUGCCUGUGGACCCCAAGUGGCUGGGUCAGUACCUGGGGUACGUGGAGAAAUUCCACCUGCAGGAAGCCCCGGUCUCCAACGCGGAUGGUAAGUGCUGCCCCCCUCCCCCCCCCCCCCGGCGCCCUACGCUGGCCAGGACAAGGGUCCCGCAAACCAAGUGCACCAAGGCCCCCGGUCUGGCCAUGACUGGAACACCCCCCAGGCCCAUGAGCAGGGUGUGCAGCCCCCCGCCGCUCCAGCUUCAGGAGCAGAGCACUGUGUCCCCCGUGCUCACUCAGGGCUGA